UACAUCGAUAAUACAGUUCUCUAAGUAUAUUAUGGUAAGAUGGAGACUUUAAAGUAUGGCUAAAUGAUUCAGACGAACGCGCUUCGUUUCAUUAUAAUAACAGAUAAUGGGAUAGUGAUUAGACUUAUCGGAUCGUACAGAUGUCAUAAAUAUUAUUAAAUUGUAUUACCAUCAUAUAAAGAAAUAUGAAUACUUGGCAAUAUCGACAUUUGCUUGAACGACGUAACUUAGUGAACAUAACUGGUAUAAUACAAAAAAAUACAUUCGUUGGUUAUUACUGAAGGACAACAUUCGCUCUUCUCAUACCUUUCACUAUGUACUAAACAUUAUCAUGUCAUACUCUAUUAAUAGAAGACCCUUAUUAGGGGGUGUGUCUGACAGUGAAUUUGAAGAUGAUUUAGAAACAGAAUUUGAUGAUCCAAAUGUAUCUAUACCUGACGAAAAACCAUUUUUAAAACAAGAUGAACCUCUUGACAGAUAUAACUUUGCUUAUAUAGUUUUUUACCUGCUUGGAAUAAAUAUAUUAAUUCCAUGGAGUUUUUUCAUCACUGCAGAUGAUUAUUGGAUGUACAAAUUUCGACAAAUUCAUGACAAUGAUACUAGAACUUCUAAUUAUAAUUAUACUGAAAAUUUAGAAACAAAGACAGAUCUUCAAGCUAGUUUUACUUCUUAUUUAAAUGUAGCAAGUGCUUUACCAAAUACGUUAUUUCUAAUACUAAAUACAUUUAUCAGCAAAACGAUACCUUUAAGAACAAGAAUGAUAGGAUCUCAAUGUAUUAUUCUUCUAUUAUUUAUCAUGACAACUGUAUUUGUGAAAAUAAAUACAGACAAAUGGCAAGCUACAUUUUUAGUAAUUAUUUUGACUACCGUAGCAUUUGUCAAUGCUGCAAGUGCAAUUUUUGGAGGUAGUUUAAUGGGUAUAGUUGGACGUUUUUCUCCAAAAUAUAUAACUGCUAUGUCUGGGGGCCAAGCUUUAGGAGGCAUAUUUACAGCUUUAGCAGAAGUAAUCUCUCUUUGGAUUGGUGCUAGUCCUGUACUUUCAGGCUUAAUGUAUUUUAUUAUUGGAGAUACUAUAUUGCUUCUCUCUUUAAUUGCUUAUAUAAUUUUAGAAAAAGCAAUAGGUAUUUACAAUUCUGUUAUGACUUUUUUAAUAUAUGCUAAGCCACUUAUGGCAUUCUUUAAGCAUCACAUGCUGGAUAAGUUUCCUGAACGUAUAGAAUCAGAUUUUUCUGUUAAUGCAGAAGUAAUGUUUUCACAAGUACAUACAAUUUCAUAUAUAAAUAUUAUUAAAAAAAUUUGGCAUUAUGGUAUUAGUGUAUUUCUUGUAUUCUUUAUAACCGUCACAGUUUAUCCAGCAAUAACUGUACUAGUUGAAAGUGAAAAUAAAGGAAAAGGAUAUGCUUGGAAUGAUACAUACUUUGUACCUGUGGUAACAUAUCUAAUUUUUAGCACAGGUGAUUAUGUUGGUAGAGUUUUAUCAGGCAUUUUACAAAUGCCUAGAAGUAAACCAUACCAUGUCAUAUUCUUAAGCAUAACAAGAAUUGUUUUUAUACCAGCUUUGAUGUUUUGUAAUGCACAACCAAGACAUCAUUUACAUGUUUAUAUACACAAUGACAUUUACUACAUUUGUAUAACUAUUUUAUUUGCUGUAACUAAUGGUUAUUUGUGUAAUUUAUCAUUUAUAUUAGCUCCAACAAUGGUAAACACACAAGAAAAAGAAAUUGCAUCUGCGAUGAUGGGGGCUUUCCUUGGUAUAGGAUUAACAACUGGUGCAGCUCUUAGCCUUUACAUGGUUAAAGCUUUAUAAUAUAACCAAGGUAUAUACUUAAUUUUAUUGCCUUUUAUACCAAUCAAACAUAAAUAUAUUGUUAAUUUUAAAUCGUUUUAGAAUUUAAUACAUUUGAAGAUAAUUUUUCAUAUAAGUACUAUUAAAUAUCAUUGUAACUACAUUUUAUAAUUUUCUAUAUGAUACAUUACUCUAUUUUAAAACAUGGUUUUCAGGGUAUUACGACAAAAUGUAUUACUAUUAUCACAAUUUAAAUGUAGUUAGUAAUUAAAUAGUAAAAAAAAUGAGAAGUAAGUGCAGAGAUGUUUGUACAAUAAUAGAAAUAUAAGUAUCAAUGGUGGUUUCCAUAAUAUUUUAAAAUAGUAACAUUGUAAUGUAAUAAAAAAACAAUGGUAGAA
This is a messenger RNA of Vespa velutina, 2184 nucleotides long. RefSeq names its product equilibrative nucleoside transporter 3 (gene Ent1). Gene Ontology annotation, molecular function: nucleoside transmembrane transporter activity. The coding region runs from base 332 to 1807 and encodes 491 amino acids. Gene Ontology annotation, cellular component: plasma membrane. NCBI's taxonomy places the organism in Eukaryota, Metazoa, Arthropoda, Insecta, Hymenoptera, Vespidae. Gene Ontology annotation, biological process: nucleoside transmembrane transport. The record is from RefSeq and is a predicted model, not a curated record. The transcript is spliced from 12 exons.